AUGUCUGAUCCAAGCGCCGAGCUCCAAUCCACACUCCGCGACCUGGCCAUUGGCGAAAAAGGACCAGUGCAAGACAUCCCCCGACCAAUACCCAGCAAAACCACACCACCAAAAUCCGCCCCAUCAACCUCCAAGCCCAAAAAGCCCGCCGCAAAGCCCGUCGCAGACUCCUGGGAAGACGAGGCCAACCUCUCCUCCGACGACGAGCCCGGCUCCACCGCAGACACAGCCUCCCCCUCCGUCCUCUCGCCCGCACUCAGCGCCGAGGGCCCGCUAGACCCCCUCCAACGCCCAUCUCACUGCAGACGUCGUACACAACCUGCGUCCCCCGGUGCGGGGCCGAAGAAUCCGGCCCGGCGGCCGGAGAAGCAGACUGCCGUGGCGGGGAGGCUGAUUGCGGGGGCGUUGGGGAUUCGGGCGCCGAAGAGGACGGAGGAGCAGAGGGCUUAUGAUCGGUCUGUGAAGGAGCAGGAGAUUCGGCGGCGGAAUCGGGAGCGGGAGGAAUUGGCGAAGGCGAGGGAGGAAGAUGAGCGGGCGAAGGCGAAUGUUUGGACUGACUAG
Messenger RNA from Penicillium daleae, 561 nucleotides. RefSeq lists its product as uncharacterized. Lineage: Eukaryota; Fungi; Ascomycota; Eurotiomycetes; Eurotiales; Aspergillaceae. The transcript is spliced from 2 exons. The record is from RefSeq and is a predicted model, not a curated record. Bases 1 to 561 code for a protein of 186 amino acids.